This is a messenger RNA of Penicillium cataractarum, 1914 nucleotides long. Its product is annotated as Zn(II)2Cys6 transcription factor. Lineage: Eukaryota; Fungi; Ascomycota; Eurotiomycetes; Eurotiales; Aspergillaceae. Gene Ontology annotation, molecular function: zinc ion binding; DNA-binding transcription factor activity, RNA polymerase II-specific. The record is from RefSeq and is a predicted model, not a curated record. Gene Ontology annotation, biological process: regulation of DNA-templated transcription. The transcript is spliced from 2 exons. The coding region runs from base 1 to 1914 and encodes 637 amino acids.
AUGACCCCACCUCCAGAGAGAGACAUUGAUCCUAUCACAGGGGUCGAGCUCGAUCUAUUGGGCUCUAAGAAACGUUCCAGCGAAGAUGCGGCGGAGUACCCGCGGAGACGGGCAACUAUUGCCUGCCAGAUAUGCCGGUUACGCAAGACAAGAUGCAAUGGAGCCCGUCCGAAAUGCCAGCUUUGCUCCGAUCUCGAUGCCGAGUGUGUGUACCGAGAGCCCGGAAUCAAGCUCGAUGCUGGCGACAAGCUUAUUCUAGAACACCUGACCCGAAUCGAGGGGCUGCUUCAUUCUAGCUUAGCAGCACAAGGUCCGCAUCAUCUAGCCCUGUCGUCGACAUCCCCGGCGACGAGCAACGACACCGGUAUCGGCAGCGAGGACCCAAUCACCCGGAUGAAUGGGAUUUCAACAUCCGGGAGAAUGACGGCGGUGGGACUGGGCUCCUGGGCCAAUCCGCCUCCCAGCAUUAGUAUAUCCACUAUGCCCAAAGUACACAGCACCCCGGCCCUGCAUCUUCUCCAAUGGCCCUUGAUCCGGGAUCUGGUAUCGGGGCCCUACGAUCCACAGAAUCUUCUUCAAUUGGAAAUGGCGCGUGAACCACUGCGUUUGAACCCGAACUCUGGCUUUGAUUUGGCCAACGCACCAGCAUACGUUCAAGCAUUCUUCAACCAUGCAAAUAUCUGGUAUGCAUGUGUGAAUCCAUAUACAUGGAACCGAUACUACCGAACUGCUCUGGCGCAAGGGUUCCAAGACGGUCCCGUUAGUUGCCUCGUGCUCUUAGUACUAGCCCUUGGAGCUGCCAGUCGCAACGGGAGCAUCUCGUUCCUACCAGCAGAUCAUGAGCCACCGGGUCUCCCGUAUUUCGCGGCAGCAUGGGCGAUUCUGCCCUCCGUGAUGAUGCGAAAUUCAGCCAUUGCCGCACAGUGCAUGGUACUAGCAUCGGCCUACCUAUUUUACCUAGUACGACCACUCGAGGCAUGGACACUGCUGUCCAAUGUGAGCAUGAAGCUCCAGCUGCUCUUGGGCAACCCCAACCGAGUACCCGCACAGUGGAAAGAACUCAGUGUACGAGUCUACUGGAACUCCCUCCUCUACGAAAGCGACCUCCUCGCAGAACUAGACCUCCCCCAUUCCGGCAUCGUGAACUUUGAAGAAAUAGUCGAUCUACCAGGCGGCUUCGAAGAAGAAGACGACGACGAAGACGAAGGAAUGGAUGGCGAAACCGAAAAAGACGACCGCAGCGGUAGACUCGCAGAAGAAUACACGGGACGCGACGAACUCUGGUACUUCCUCGCCGAAAUCGCUCUACGAAGACUCUUAAACCGAGUCAGCCACCUCAUCUAUCAAAAAGACAGCACGCACACACUCUCUUCCCUAGGCCCGAUAGUCUCAGAACUAGACUUCCAACUCUCCCAAUGGUACGAAAGUCUCCCGCAACCAGUCCAAUUCCCACUCACCCAAUCACCUCUCUCAAACCCCGUUCAAACGGUGCUGAGAUUACGAUACAACGCCUGCCGCACAAUCAUAUACCGGCCCUACAUCCUGGCUGUCUUUGAAAACGAACAAGCCGGUGCGGACCCCGGCGUCCGCGAGUGUUGUCGCAGGUGUCUCGAUGCUACGCUGCGACAGCUAGAACACGUCACGAGCCACCGCGAAGGUCAUCUUCCGUAUCUAUGGCAGGGGGCUUUGUCGAUGGUUUCUCAAACACUAUUAAUCAUGGGCGCGACCAUGUCGCCGACGCUAUCUACGUUGCUCCCGCCUCCGCUGCGGGUGGAUGCGAUUAUUUCUAGCGUCGUUGCCGAAGUUGAGCGGUAUGCGCAUCUAGCGCCGAGUCUGAAAUUAUCAUCAGAAAUCAUUCGGGACGCUGAACGACGGCGGCAGAUUUGUCUUCGUUCUGCGGGGAUUAGCCUUUAG